Molecule: messenger RNA, 1663 nt
Organism: Hyposmocoma kahamanoa
Lineage: Eukaryota; Metazoa; Arthropoda; Insecta; Lepidoptera; Cosmopterigidae
Gene: Yippee
Product: protein yippee-like 5
Exons: 3
Coding region: 33-398 (121 amino acids)
Source: RefSeq, a predicted model, not a curated record
UCUUGUUUUGAAAACAAAGAAAAUUUAUAAAAAUGGGCAAAAUCUUCCUGGACCAUAUCGGUGGGACUCGAUUGUUUUCAUGUGCAGCGUGUGAUGUGAACCUUACUAACCGUGCGGAGCUCAUUAGCACCAGAUUUACAGGCGCAACUGGUCGCGCGUUUUUGUUUCACAAAGUGGUGAACCUAGUGUAUUCUGAAGUACAAGAUCGAGUAAUGCUGACAGGUCGCCAUAUGGUUCGUGAUGUUUCCUGCAAGAACUGCGCUACCAAACUCGGAUGGGUGUACGAAUUUGCUACAGAGGAGAACCAGAGAUACAAAGAAGGCAGAGUUAUACUAGAGAGAGCUCUAGUAACAGAAAGUGAUGGUAUUGAAGAAAUUCAAGUGAACAACGAUGACUAAAGUUUACUGUAGUCAUAAAUCUAUGAUCUAUAGUAUAAGAUCUAUGAUAACUACUAAUGUAAAUACUCAAUAUUGUUGUAAACUAAUUUGAUGGAGGAAUGUAAUAAAAGAAAUUUUUAGUUAUAUGGGGUGCAACUGGAAAGACUGUGAUUGCAUAAGGUUAAUAGUCUGUUUAUCUGUAUAAAAUGUGACUUUGCAUAUACUGAACACUGUGCAGAAAAAUCUCGGAAAUCUUUAAAGAACUGGUAAGCCACAGCUUGCAGCAGAACACGCCGAACAUGGCACCAGACUCGUUGUUAGCUCAUAAAGAUUUGACUAACUCCCCUUCGAUGGUUAAAUUAUGUAUAUGAUCCAUUGGUCUGGUCAAACGGACGUGACGAGAAAAUUCGCGUUUAUACUGAUGGGAAAUCUCAGCUGAGAAGUGAAACUUUUCACCGUGUAUUGUAUUUCUCUAACAAUGCAGCCAGCACACAUCCAAGGUCAGCCAGCUUUUUCCACUUUUUUCGCAUCCAUAGAGAUUGUGGACAAAUGCAAACCUAUUUUUAAUUAUUAAAAAAAAGACACUAACAUCUGGUGUUUCGCGAGCACUGGCGUCAGUGUCAUCAAAUCUCUAAUUCAGUUAUAUUGUCCAUACUUUGCAUCCUAAAGGAGGCAACAUACUUAUCGCCUGCCAGUCGGAUCGCCGACGCGAAACGCACGUCUUCUUCGCUCUUAUUAUGGACAUAGAGCUUUUUGCCUGAUUCGAGACGAUUCCGCGUUAAUAAGUGUCAUGACUCCCCAAGUAACAGUCUUCAAACCUAACUAGGUUUGAAGUCACAAGCUUAGACUAGCCUGUGAUUGAAAUGUGAAAUACUGUAUAUUUCCGAAACGAAUUCUAAGCUUAGAUCAGCUGCCAGUACCGGCUGUACCUAUGGUGCAAGGUGUGCGGCGCACACGGGCGCAGGGUUGUUAAGUAAACGAGCUAUUGCUUCCCAACAUCAUUUAUAAGGCUGCUAACAGAUUGACUGCAUUCUUGCCGUUAAUGCGUGAGGUCGUAAUCAACUUCAUGCAACCGAUAUCCACUGCAUGCAGUUAAUGAGUGCAGUCGUUAUCAACUUUAUGCAGUCACAGUCUCGGACAACGACUUCACGCAUUAACUGCAUGUAGUCGAAACCGAAAUCAUGCAGCCAAGAUCAACAAAAAUAAUGAGCGAAGUCGUUAUUCAUGCACUUCAUGCAGACCUCUGAGUAACCUCAGUUUUAAAAAGAUACAGAGGCCAAAAAAUU